Cylindrotheca closterium is the source of this 1680-nucleotide messenger RNA. The record is from the annotation of a GenBank genome assembly. Lineage: Eukaryota; Bacillariophyta; Bacillariophyceae; Bacillariales; Bacillariaceae.
AUGUCGACUGACAAUUCUUCCAAGAAACGAAAAAAGAGCGAAGCUUGUCCUUAUUUGGACACCAUUGAACGAUCACUUUUGGAUUUUGACUUUGAACCCUCUUGUUCCGUCUCAAUGGAAUCCGGCCCCCAUGUCUACGCUUGUCUCGUAUGCGGUAAAUUCUUUCGAGGGAAAGGAAAGAGCACUCCGGCCUUUGUGCACUCGGUCAAUGACGGACACUAUGUAUACGUCCACUUGACCAAUGGCACCUUUCAUUGUCUGCCAGACGACUAUGAGAUUGUGGAUUCUUCUCUAUCGGACAUUUCCGCUGCGUUGCAUCCCACCUUUUCGAAAUCAGAAAUUGCCGCUCUAGAUGCCAAUAUGGGGCUGGCCCGAGACUUGUUUGGACGGCGAUACUUGCCGGGAUAUGUGGGCCUCAACAAUCUGCACAAGACGGAUUUUGUCAACGCGACGGUCCAAGCCUUGGCACAUGUUCGGCCCUUGCGAGAUUACUUUUUAAGCUUGACCAAUAAGGAGUUGUUCAUACAGUCUUCCAGCAGCAAGAAAAAUAGUAAGAAACCCAAAAAGCCACCCCACAAAAUCUCGCAUUUGGCCUUGUGCUUUGGCGAAUUAGUCCGCAAGAUUUGGAGCGACAAGCGAUUCAAGAGUCAUGUGGAUCCACACAAUUUGAUACAGGCAGUCUCGAACGAAUCCAAGAAACGCUUUCAAGUGGGGACGCAGGCAGAAGCCGGGGAGUUCAUGUCAUGGCUACUGAAUCAAUUGCACAUUGGGUUGGGGGGAAGCCGGAAACCCGGCUCGAGUAUCAUUUACAAGACCUUUCAAGGAAAGGUGGAAGUCACCACGCAAAAAUACAAAGUGCUGGACGAAAAAUAUGAGGACAAGAAUGGAAAAGAUGGUGACGCGGGUGAUGCCGCAAUGGAUGAGGUUGAAGAAACGGUUAUUGAAACAUCCUUUUUGCAACUGACAUUGGACAUUCCCGAAAAGCCACUCUUUCGGGACGACGAUGGUGGGCUUGUCAUUCCUCAAGAGCCCCUCAUCAACGUAUUGAAAAAAUUUGAUGGCCUAUCCUUUUCUGAUGCAGUCAGUCAGAGUGGGGUGGCACAACGGAAACGAUAUCGACUUUUGGAGCUACCACCAUACCUCAUCUUGCAUCUUGGGCGAUUUCGAAAGAACAAUUACUCAAGAGAAAAGAACCCAACCAUUGUGGCAUUCCCUGUCAAAAAUUUAGAUUUGGGAGCAUACACCUUUCCAAAAAAUGGCAAAACGAUUCCACCAACAGCAGAGGAAGUGAAGCACAUGAGCGUGAAGGAGUUGAAGGCUCUGCUCACAAAGUAUGGACAGGAGGCGAUUGCUACCACUGCAUUGGAAAAGUCGGAACUGCUGAAUGCAGCCACAGAUUUUGUGAUUACCAAACUUCCCGACCUUUUGGCGGACAAGUACGAUCUAGUGGCCAAUAUUACCCAUGAGAGUCCGGCCGAUGUUGGAAGAGAGGGCAAGCAUGACCCGCUGCAGGAGGGGUUCUACAAAUGCCAUGUCCAACACAAAGCUUCCAAACAGUGGUACGAGAUGCAAGAUUUGCAUGUCCAAGAGACCAUGGCACAACUCAUUGGCGUAUCCGAGAGCUACGUUUUGGUGUUUGAAAGAAAGUCAGAACAAAUGAAGUACGAUAGCUCUAUAUGA